Molecule: messenger RNA, 921 nt
Organism: Tetrahymena thermophila SB210
Lineage: Eukaryota; Ciliophora; Oligohymenophorea; Hymenostomatida; Tetrahymenidae
Product: serine/threonine protein phosphatase 2A
Exons: 1
Biological process (GO): peptidyl-serine dephosphorylation
Cellular component (GO): cytoplasm
Molecular function (GO): protein serine/threonine phosphatase activity
Source: RefSeq, a predicted model, not a curated record
AUGAAAGCGGAUGUAGAUUAGUGGUUGUAUACUUUAAAGGUAGACAAAGAAAUUCUUACUGAGAGAGAUUUAAGAUUGCUCUGUGAAAAAGUAAAGGAAAUCCUAAUUGAAGAGUCUAAUGUUUAGCCAGUUAGUGCUCCAGUUACAGUUUGUGGAGAUAUUCAUGGAUAAUUUUAUGAUUUACUUGAACUUUUUCAAAAAGGUGGAGAAAUACCUACAAGCAAUUAUAUUUUUAUUGGAGAUUUUGUAGACAGGGGACAUAACAGUGUAGAAACAAUAGAAUAUUUGCUUUGCUUGAAGCUGAAGUACCCUGGUAAUAUUACCCUUCUCAGAGGAAAUCACGAAUCUCGCCAAAUUACUUCAGCGUACGGUUUCUUUGAUGAAAUAUCUCGUAAAUAUGGUAAUUCUAACCCAUGGAAAAUAUUUACAGAUCUAUUUGAUCACUUAGCUCUAGCUGCUAUAAUAGAUGGGACUGUACUUUGCAUCCAUGGUGGUUUAUCUCCAGACAUUAAGACUCUGGACUAAAUAAGAACAAUAAACCGCAAAAUUGAAAUUCCUCAUGAUGGACCCUUCUGUGAUUUAAUGUGGAGUGAUCCAGAUGACUUAGAAUCAUGGCAAUUAUCUCCAAGAGGCGCAGGUUGGAUUUUUGGCUGGAAACCAACUGAAGAAUUUUGUAGAAUAAAUGGUCUUCAAUUGAUCUGUAGAGCUCAUUAACUUGCUUAAGAGGGCUAUAAAUAUUGGUUUACAAAGUAGAAUCUAGUUACUGUAUGGAGUGCUCCUAAUUAUUGCUACAGAAUGGGUAAUGCUGCAAGUAUAUUAUCCUUUGAUGAAAAUAUGCAAAGAUAGUUUACCUUCUUUAAUGCUGUCCCAGAGAGCUCUAGAGCUACCAGCUACAAGCAAGUUCUUCCCUAUUUCUUAUGA